UUAUUUCAUCCACGCAAAUUUCGUUAUGGUCACUGGCGAGGCUUUUCAGCUGGUUAGCCAAACAUCCACAGAAAAAGAGAUGAGCAGGAAAACGAGACGAAGAAAAAUUAGAACAAUUUAUAACAAGCCAGAAAAAUAGGACAGAAAUAAAAUCUGUUGAGGUGGUACUUUCAAACCUCAGCACACAGCAUUCCUUAAACCCAGGGACCAAAGCUUCACUUGGUGUUCUAUAUGACCGAGCAGUUGUGUGGCAGAUUAUCAGCCAACAAGUACAGAGGUCCAGCAUUUAUAAGAACACAUGCUCUAAAACCAACUAACUAAGACCUAUGGCAAUAAAUCAGACGCCUAAAGUAUUUAGUCAUACCCGAAUAUCAGAUGUAAAAAAGGGGAACUUCUGAACUUCUAGUUUUUGAUAAAUUCAACAUAUUCCCGCUGUCAAAGUCUGCGCUGGGGUUGGGUGCAUGGGUCUUGUGCUGACAGCGUCAUGGUGGACUGGUAUGUCUGAGCCUGAAGCUAGCGUAGCUUCCCAGUUUUAUAUAGCAUGUUAGCAUAUGGCUAGCAACGUUUGGUGACAGAUCAGGCCAUUAUCCUCCUCCCCUCCAUCACCAUCUCUGGCCCCUACAAGGGGGUAUAAAGUAGUUGGUAGUGGUGCCCCCUUACCCCGCCAUCUUUUCAUUUCUCUUUCAUGUGGUCAUCUGUCCAUCCACCCAACAAUCAUCAGCUUUUGCUCCAUCUUUCACUCUCAUCAGCUUUUAUCACUUUGUGUUGUACUAAGCACUCUUUAGCUCACCCUAACUAAGCUCUGGUCCUUUAUGAGAUCCACUUCUUUCCUUUGAAUUCAUCUCACAUCUGUCCCAGUUCAGCUUAAAUUGCCACAGCUCAGUUCCUGCCCUCUUUAAAGCCAAACCCCAACCCCAGUUUAAUUCACAUUUUGGCCCAGGGUAGACCACUCUAACGUCUGACAGUCAAGCCGCUAGGCAGUUGUUUUGGUAGUUGUUUUGGUUGCAUGGAAUCGGCUUAACCGUGGAGAGGCCAGGCUACCACAAACUGAUGGACUUUGACAAGCGAGGAGUAGGGGGAGGAGGAGGGGGUGGUGGUGGAGGGAAGGGGGAGACAGAGGAGGGGAAAAGGAUGUCUGGGAAGACAGGGAGUCGAUCAGGGCAUGGUAGCCGGGGUGCCGGCUCCAACUCUGGGGUUCUGAUGGUCGGACCGAACUUCCGGGUCGGAAAGAAGAUUGGCUGUGGGAACUUUGGAGAGCUACGACUUGGAAAGAACCUGUACACCAAUGAAUAUGUGGCUAUCAAACUGGAGCCUAUCAAGUCGAGGGCACCACAGCUCCACCUAGAAUAUCGCUUCUACAAACAGCUGGGAAGUUCAGAGGGUGUACCCCAGGUGUUUUACUUUGGACCAUGUGGUAAAUACAAUGCUAUGGUUCUAGAGCUACUGGGACCCAGCUUAGAAGAUCUGUUUGACCUCUGUGACCGAACCUUCUCUCUAAAGACAGUACUCAUGAUAGCCAUACAACUGAUCACCCGUAUGGAGUUUGUCCACACCAGAAGCCUGAUCUAUCGAGACGUGAAGCCUGAGAACUUCCUGGUGGGCCGACCCGGCUCCAAACGGCAACACACCAUCCACAUCAUAGACUUUGGCCUGGCGAAAGAAUACAUAGACCCGGAGACCAAUAAACACAUCCCAUACAGAGAACACAAGAGUCUGACUGGCACUGCUAGAUAUAUGAGCAUCAAUACACACCUGGGGAAAGAGCAAAGCAGGCGGGAUGACCUAGAAGCUCUAGGCCACAUGUUCAUGUACUUCCUGCGAGGCAGUCUACCCUGGCAAGGACUCAAGGCUGACACUCUGAAAGAACGUUAUCAGAAGAUAGGAGACACGAAGAGAGACACACCAAUAGAGGUCCUCUGUGAAAGUUUCCCUGAAGAGAUGGCCACCUACCUGCGGUACGUGCGUCGGCUGGACUUCUUUGAGAAGCCGGACUACGACUAUCUGAGGAAACUCUUUACAGACCUCUUUGACAGAAACGGAUACAUCUUUGACUACCAGUAUGACUGGACUGGAAAGCCGCUGCCUACUCCUAUUGGUCCAGUGGCCAGUGAGACUCCACUUCAGACGAGCAACCGAGAGAAAGCACCGCAGACCAAAAACCAGUCUCCAGAGGGGAAAGGCAGUGAGUCCCAGCCCACUCCAGUGACCAAUCGAGAGCUGCUGGGCUCCCAUCUCACUGCUGAUAGGCUGGGCGGGUCUGUCCAGGUGAUGAGUUCAACCAAUGGGGAACUGAAUACAGAUGACCCCACUGCAGGACACUCCAACGCACCAAUCACAGCCAAUGCAGAGGUGGAAGUGGCUGAUGAUACCAAGUGCUGCUGUUUCUUCAAGAGGAGGAAGAGGAAAGCUCUCCAGAGACACAAAUGAAAAUGAGAGACAAGAGAGAAACCCUGCCCCCCUCUGAUCCCCCUCCUCUGCUGUUGGAGGUCCUGUAGUCUACCUUGGGUUGGCUGGACUGGCUGGACCACCGGGCAGCAGAAUAUGUUUGCUAAGCUGAUCUACUGGUUUAUACUGCUCUGGACUGACCAGACAGACAGACGCAGUAACAUGUGUUGCUGUUACACCUCGGAGCUUUAAAUGUGGACUAGCUGUACCAGCGGUGGAGUCUUCAAGUAUUUAUGGUCACAAACUGAAGUAAAACUGGAUCAAUACAAACUGCUGUGGGAAACAAGUGACCACAAGUGAACAGUUGAUAGACCGUUAUAGGCAAGCUGAUUGGCUGACAGACUGGAUUCAGCUGGUUUACCGGCAGACUGCCUAGUUCUCUAUUUUUCUGUUUUUGUUUUUUUUCUUCCUUACUGACUGGUUCAGAGGAGAGAGAAGUGUAUUUCCGAGGAGAUACAGAAGAGAGGACAACAAAAGGAUUGGAGGCAAUGAGACUGUCGGACCACACGUGCACACAAAACACACACACACAUAUGUACAAAAACGCUGCACACUUUCUCAAGCUCAUCAUAAAGAGACUUCAAGGAAGAUGCAGCUCUCGCGCAUAGUCUAUAAAGUUUUUAUUCCCUAGGGUCAAAGGAAGUACACAGUGAGCGGCUUGGUCUAUUUCCUUCAGCGAACUGGGCUCAGUGUACUUCUCAGACACAUUCAUCCUCAGAGGAAAACCUCACAACCACCAGAAUCAAAAGUUAAAAAAGAUGUUUAUGUGAAAACUAUGCUUUUUCCUGUUUUAAUUUGUAACUAAAAAAAGACUGUCUAGAAUUUGGAACCUGUGUUUGUUUGUUUUUUUUGUCUUUUUGAGUUUGUUCAAAAAGUUUUUGUAGCUUUGAGUGUGUUCCUCAAAAUGUUUUUUUUUUAAAUAACUUGUAUUUUAACUUUUCUGUUGUUUUGUUUUUUUCCUCUUUUUCUUUGAGUUGGAGGUCAGAUAACUCCAUUAAAAAAACCCAAACAAAAUAAAAACUGAUCUUUAUUUAAAGUAUGAACAAUA
Messenger RNA from Siniperca chuatsi (mandarin fish), 3493 nucleotides. Its product is annotated as casein kinase I-like. The record is from RefSeq and is a predicted model, not a curated record. Lineage: Eukaryota; Metazoa; Chordata; Actinopteri; Centrarchiformes; Sinipercidae. The transcript has 13 exons. Bases 1051 to 2427 code for a protein of 458 amino acids. Gene Ontology annotation, biological process: positive regulation of canonical Wnt signaling pathway; peptidyl-serine phosphorylation; endocytosis. Gene Ontology annotation, molecular function: protein serine/threonine kinase activity; ATP binding. Gene Ontology annotation, cellular component: plasma membrane; nucleus; cytoplasm.